AUGACUGAUGCAGCUCUUGCUGAUAGCGUAUCAGUUGUUGGUGACGCUUUACCCCAAGAGUCAGAUGGCUGUGGACAACAAUUCCCGAUAGCGUUUCUGAAGACGGAACGCGUCAGCUGGACAUUAAUCUACGGGAUCCUCGCUACAACUUUAGUGACGCACCUCGCUGUGUCCAUAUUUCUACUCGUCUUUUCACUGUGGUACGCAUUCAUACCUUUGGCAAUCACCCUUCUUGCACAUGCCGUUGGAUUUCUGGCCAUUCGACGACACUCCUACCUCUUAUUCACGAUCUUCAUGGUUUAUGAGGGUCUCUUCAUACUGGCACUAUUAGCUCUAGACGUAUGGCUACUAAUUGUCAUGGAAAUUAAACCGUCACUCAGCUUUUUUGGCAAAAAAUGUCUUGAUUCGAGUCACGAAAGCGGUGCAUGCGAAGGAGAAAUCCGAAAAAGUGCAGCGAUCGCUGGUGCAGCCGUUUCUGCUAUUAUUCUACAAAAUGUUUUGGUUCUAUGGUCUGGGAUCAGGAAUUUCUUCCACUACCUUCGUGCCACUCCCAGAACGAGGACGGCUACCGUAAGAGCACCGGUAGCUGGAGCCGCUCAAGAGGUUCUACGUGCAGUGCCUUCAGCUCCGAAUGCAUCUGAUUCGAUGAGAAGAGCCGUGCAACCCCAGAAUCCCGCCACAGACAGCCGUACUCAACUCUACACCAUCUAUUCGCCCACAGCUCAUCAACCACAACCCACCGAGUUCGUCUCACCCGAUGUUCCUGGCCCCUCAACGAGGCUUUAUCCUGGUCAGGAGAUCGUGAAGGUGAACCCGAACGAAGAAGUGUUCGGCUCGCCUACAGGAGCUUUUCGUCAAUUUGAGCCCCCUCCACCAUAUAUGUAG
Haemonchus placei is the source of this 885-nucleotide messenger RNA. Lineage: Eukaryota; Metazoa; Nematoda; Chromadorea; Rhabditida; Trichostrongylidae. The record is from the annotation of a GenBank genome assembly.